UGUGUCUCUUCCCUUCAUUUCUUGCAGGGGGACAAAAUGAUGGCAGGAAGGUUUGUGGGGAGCACAGAUCCCAUCAUGGAGAUGCUCAGCGCUUCCAUUACUGUUGAUCAGAGACUGUCUGAGGUGGACAUCCAGGGCAGCAUGGCUUAUGCCAAAGCCUUGGAGAAGGCUGGAAUCCUGUCCAAGACUGAGCUGGAGAAGAUCCUGAGUGGCCUGGAAAAGAUCUCUGAGGAAUGGUCCAAGGGAGUGUUUGCUGUGAUCCAGACUGAUGAGGACAUCCACACUGCCAACGAGCGCAGGCUGAAGGUUUGCUGUGGGUUCUGGGGCUGUGCUUUGCUCUGUGCUCACUCCCAGCCUCUCCUGUUCCCUCUGCAGUUGGCUGCAAUUCUGAUGGUCCUCAAAGGACUCCCGAGCACCUACAACAAGGACCUGCAGGAGGACAAGGAGGCUGUCUUUGAUGUCAUAGACACCCUGAAUGCUGUGCUCCAGGUUGCCACUGGAGUGAUUUCCACCCUCCAGAUCAACAAGGAGAACAUGGAGAAGGCACUGAGCCCUGAGAUCCUGUCAUCUGACCUGGCUCUCUACUUGGUUCACAAAGGAAUGCCCUUCAGACAAGCCCACAUUGCUGCUGGCAAGGCCGUCCACCUCGCCGAGACCAAGGGCCUCACCAUCAACAAUCUCAGCCUGGAGGACCUGAAGAGCAUCAGGCACAGGGACAUGGAAACAGUCACCAGGGAAAACAUUUUAAGUGUUUUGCCUGGCUGGUAA
This is a messenger RNA of Zonotrichia albicollis (white-throated sparrow), 768 nucleotides long. The record is from RefSeq and is a predicted model, not a curated record. NCBI's taxonomy places the organism in Eukaryota, Metazoa, Chordata, Aves, Passeriformes, Passerellidae.